GUCAUCACCAGGAGCCGGUAGUGAAACGCGCGAUAUUUUGAAAACAACGAAAAACAAACAGUCGCGAGCUUUAUUUUCGAUCUCCAAAACGGUAAACUAACGCCCUGUAGCAAUCAAAACAUGUCAAAGAAAGCCCCGAGAGCAGCCCUGAAGCUCCGUAUGAAGAAGAACGCUAGCAUACGGGUAGGAAAAAACGCAGACCUGAUGGCCCAGCUCAACCUCCUGGUUAUCCUGCAUCGUCUAGCGGAGGAGUCCAGGGUGAAAGCAUUUGAGGAGAAAUCGGCAACUAUCAAAGUUCACCACGUCAGAGCUGUUGCAAAGAAACUGUUAAAGAGCACACGUGGAUAACAUGGAUGACGGGAGUUCCCCAUCACAAUCCUUUAUUUGUUCAACAGCAUUGACCCCAUGAACUAACAUUUACUUAAAGACAUCAAUAUGUGUGAGCUACAGUACAGAGCACACAGCGUAUGUGGACUAUAAAAGAUGAACAUUUAAUUUUAUUCAUUCUUUAGUACUUUUAUGCGCACAAUGGAAUUUAUGUUGCCAUGUCUCAGCGUUGGACACAUUUUAAGGCUGUGAUCCGUUUCUCUACGAUUGUUACAUUUUUGCUUCUAGUUUUGUUUAAAUCAUGUAUGAUGGACAGUAUCUAGCCCAGAUAUCUAAAGCAACACAUGUGUCCCUCAUCUCGUUGGAUCGUAUUUUGACUUAAUACCUGUUAAUAAACAAUUUGUACCACUUAACUUGGUUAACACA
This is a messenger RNA of Puntigrus tetrazona (Sumatra barb), 753 nucleotides long. It is a transcript of the gene cenpw, whose product is annotated as centromere protein W. Gene Ontology annotation, molecular function: protein heterodimerization activity; DNA binding. Gene Ontology annotation, biological process: kinetochore assembly; mitotic cell cycle; chromosome segregation. The record is from RefSeq and is a predicted model, not a curated record. Lineage: Eukaryota; Metazoa; Chordata; Actinopteri; Cypriniformes; Cyprinidae. The transcript is spliced from 3 exons. Gene Ontology annotation, cellular component: nucleoplasm; kinetochore. Bases 121 to 348 code for a protein of 75 amino acids.